Caenorhabditis bovis is the source of this 6228-nucleotide messenger RNA. NCBI's taxonomy places the organism in Eukaryota, Metazoa, Nematoda, Chromadorea, Rhabditida, Rhabditidae. The record is from the annotation of a GenBank genome assembly.
AUGGAUGAAAGCCACAGCUUUUUGCUGAACGAGGAAGCUUUUGAGGCAUGUCCUGAGAGCAAACGAUCGAUUUUUAUAUAUGAAUGGCUGCGAUAUCUUGAUCGCAUUCUGCCAAUAACCGAACGAGACGAUCUUAAGAAUGUACAAAAGAAGCUGCAAUUACAACUCGAAUCGCGGUUAAAUAGUGUUACUGGUCCACCGACAAGAAAACUUAUUUCAAGAUGUAUCGCACGCGUCUAUUAUCUCAGCGGAGAUACUAAUGCACUUUUGACAACUAUUAAUUCGUGUAAUGACACACUUCGGGUGAAAGAUGAAUCGCCGACGCAGGUGCAGAGCAAAUUAAAUGCUCUUGCAUGCUUAUCUGCACUUUAUGAUACUAUGGGUCGAUUAGUUGGUCGAAGUUUUGAAGAAACUUUGGCAAUUCUACAGAAAUGGAUGAAAAGUGCUGAGUCCCACUCUCGUGCUCAUAUUAUGAAUACGUUGACGAGCAUGGUGAAAGGAUUAGGAAGUUGCGAGUCGUCUUCUCACAAGGACAUUUACAAAUUGGCGAAACACAGCAUUCAGGACAGAUCGAUGUCUGUUAAAAUAGCAUCUCUUGAGUGUCUCACCGCAUUAGUUCCUGUUUAUACGCCCCUCUUCACAACAGAGCUCGAAGCUGCUUGCACGAUGUGCAUUAAGGUAUUGGAAGGAUCGACGUAUGAACUGAGAAGUGCAGUUGCCAAAUUCACCGCUCAACUAUUGGCGACGUCAAUGGUCCCACCAGCCGGCGCGGUUAUACCUGGAAAAUCGAAUCAGAUGAUUCCUGUUAAGCCUGCAAGUGCUGUUGACUCUCUGAAUUUGCUUGCUUCCGGUUUUAUUCGAGGAGGAAUUGGUGGUUUUUUGAAAGGGAAUUCGUCCAACUUCCCGACAUCCGGUGGACUCACUGAUGUUCGCAUUGGCGUCUCGAUUUGUUAUGUUGAAAUGAUACGCGAAAUGGGGCCGAAUUGGCUUGAGAAAAACUUGGGAGUAGUCUGUCAUCAUUUAGUGGAUUUGGCAUCGAAAUGCGGCCAUUUGGCAUACACACAAAGUGCACCGCAAUUGACUGAAGCGCUUGUACUUCGUCGAUGCAUCUCGUUCAUUUUGCGGCAAACUGUUGGAACAUUACUUGGAGAAAAUGCACAAACUUUGGCGUGCAAAACCCUUGGAUCUUUGUUGUCCACAUAUGUUUCUUCUAUUCGAAUUUCUGAUGGAGGAAACGAAGUGAUCGAUGGAGAUAUGCAUGGAAGCGCAUUUGCAGCAAUCGUCAUUCUCCAGGAGAUAUCUGUUCUCGUUCGCCAAAUUGGUUCAUCGGUUAUGUCGUUGUUUGUUGAGGCGACUGGCAUUAUGGAGCAAGUUUUUGGAUGCUUACUUCACCCAAUAUCAUCGGCGAGAUUUGCGACUGCUUGGUGCUUGAGAUGUAUUGCGAAUGCCGUGCCAAAUCUAAUGACUCCACUUGUAGACCGUUGCAUUUUAAGACUUGAACAGAUGAAAUCGUCGUCGGAUGCUAUUAGCGGAUAUUCUAUGGCAUUGGCUGCUCUUCUAGCUGCAUCGAAUGACAGCAGCAAACUCGGAAUUCCAAUCAUGAAACCAUUGAAUGUCCUUGACAUUGCCGAAGAAAUGCUGAAGACGUCAACGCAACAAACACGUCUGACUAUCGCGAAACUCGAAGCGGGAUGGAAUUUAAUUUAUGCGAUCGUCUUAAUGGGAGCACCUGUAAUUAAAGACCACUUGCACCGAGUGAUUCGACUAUGGAAAGCAGAAUUUCCGAGAAGUGCAAAGGAAGCGGAAGCCGAGAAUAAUCGAGGUGAUGCAUUCUCGUGGCAGUGUGCCAUGAUUGGACAAGCCGGAGCUCUUUCUGUGAUGGAAGCUGUUGCAAUGAACCCGGAAUUAAGUGCAACGAACAAUGCAAUCGAAUCCAUUAGAGUUCCCAUUGAAUGCAGUUUAAUUAUGAUGUCACAAGUUGGAACUCUGAUCCGCUCUUAUGGUAAUCGAAUGCGUCAAUUAAACAGUGUCAUCAGAAUACGUGUAUACAAAUUGCUUAUGAUUCUGCCCCAUAAGGCUAUCGAGGGGUGCUAUGUUUCUUUGCUCAGGGAGCUUGUUGCGGAUAUCACACUGUCGGAUAAUUCGCAGAGCAGCACAAUAACCACAAUUCCACCAAAUAUGUUCAAUGGAGUCGAGAAAGUUCUAUUGUCGCCGUGGUUUGCAGCUACCGACUAUGCGAUGGUUGAAAAUCUGCUUCACGCUCCUUCUAUUGAUGUCGGAAACAUUGAUGAUGACCUCACAGCUUUAAUAAGAACAUCAUCAUCCAGAAUUGGUGAUACUUGGCCAGAGAACGAUUCGAUUCCAUUAGUUUGUCUCAAUAUUGCACUUCAUACGUUUGGAAAAAUUUUUCCUCUGGUUUAUACGAAACACAAAAUUCAAAUUAUUGAGCAUUUCGUUGAUGUCCUUAAAAAUUGCAAGAACACUGCACGUCAGCAAGCGAUACUUUUGAAUGCGCUAACGGGAACAAUGCUGGCAUUCAAGACAAUGUGCGAUAUCCGGAAGAAUGCGGAAAACGCGAAUCUUCAAAAAGCAUGCCAAAUGCUCAUUUUCCCGGCAUUGUCUAACUCUUGCCCGACGGUUCGUCUUGUUGGCGCGGAGUCGUUGGCCCGUUUGUGUCAAGCAGUGGCAAAUCCCAAGUUUGUGGCUGAUAUUGCGCAAUAUUGUUUUGAGCAAUUGGGGAAAUGUAGGGAUGCUAUCAAUCGGUCUGGUCAUGUUUUGGCGCUCGGAUGCAUUUAUCGGCAUGUAGGAUCAUUAGGAACUGGGCAGCAUUUGAACACCGGCUUUCAACUGGUUUUGGCUUUAUCGCAAGAAACCACUUAUCCCAGUGUGCAGACAUGCGCUCUAAUUUCGAUGGCUCUUAUUGCUGAGACUGGUGGUGGAAUGUUUCGUGGAUUUGUCGAGGUCGUUCUCAGCAUGUGCCUCAAACUUCUCAUCUCUACUCCCACAUUUGUUGUUGAUGUUAUUCAGGGAAUCAGCAAAUUGCUUACGGCUCUUAUUACUUGUGUUGGUCCUGAAUUGAGUUGUCCAGGAGUUAUUGAUGGUGUUCGAACAUCUCUGCUGGCAGCUUGUGCCAUUCAACUGUCGCAUUCGGAUCCUCACGUAAAAGCAGAAGCGAUAUCCGGAUUGCAGCAAAUGCACUUGUUCGCACCGCGCUACGUUCACUUAAACCAACUAGUCGUUGAUAUUUGUUCUCUUCUCAAUUCGAGGCAUCUGGUGAUUCGCCAACAAGCAGUUUGUUGCCUUCGUCAACUUGUGCAGCGAGAAUCGAAGGAAGUCCGCAACCACGCGCAAGAACUUGUACCUCAGGCAGUUGUUGAGACGAAUCGCAAAAAGUUUCCAUUACCGGAUUCGGGAUUAGAAGGGGCGUUGUUCGCGAUGCUUGAUUUAGAGGUGAAACAAGACUUACGCAAUCACAUUGAGGAGACAAUAAUUUCUUUGGUACAAGGAACUAGUGGAGAACUUCUUAACAACUGGCUGACUCUAUGCAAGGAUAUUUUGGCGACAUCAAAUGAGCAAAAUCGUCGAAAGAUGAAAGAAGUAAGCGUUGUUGAAGGAGAAGCUGACGAAGAAGAUGAUGAAAGUGGAGAUGACGAUACGAAUUUGGCUGGAAUUCAAACGGUCGAAGAAGACAAAGGAAAAGUGCAACCACGGUGGCCGACGAAAGUGUUCACAAUGGAGAUAGUCAAUCGCUUAAUGAGUGUGUGUGAUACCGAACGUGCACAUUUGGAUAUUGCAUUAGCCAAGGAGCUUCAAAUGACAUCUGCUGGGAAAAACGACUAUCUUGUUCUCCAUUUGUCAGACCUUGUUAGAAUGUCGUUUAUGGCUGCCACGAGUGACAAUUGGCCGCUAAGAAUUGCCGGUCUUCGUUCUUUAGAGGAAGUGAUUAAUCGAUUUUCGUCUGUGCCUGAACCUGAAUUCCCGGGUCAUAUGAUUUUGGAGCAAUUUCAAGCGCAAGUUGGGGCCGCACUUAGACCAGCGUUCGCAGAUGAGACGCCCAGUAAUGUAACAUCUGUCGCAUGCCAGGUGUGCAGUACAUGGAUCGGAAGCGGAGUGGCGCGAGAUUUAAACGAUCUCAAAAGGGUUCAUCAGCUUCUGGUAUCUUCUUUGGGAAAGCUGAAGCAUGGAUCUAUAAAUGUGCAAUUGUAUAGCGAAAGUGCUGCGACCCUAGAAAAAUUGUCCAUUCUAAAGGCUUGGGCGGAAGUGUAUGUGACAGCUAUCGAUCAAGAAGAGAACAAAAAGGAAACGGACAAGACUGAUCACUAUGGUAAUACUGGAAACUGUUCGCUGUUGUCACUUGUCGAACCGGAAGCAAACUCGUUGAUUGUCUAUUGGUUGGCAGCUUUAAAUGAUUCGGCUCUUCUAGCUCUUCCUCAUCAUUAUUCGGAGCAAUUCCAAAAUCGAGGAGGCGCAUUUUUCAAUUCGCACAGUGCAGAUGCUUGCCGUGAAUACUAUCGGCUUAGUUGGCCUCCAAUUCUAUUUGCAUCCAGUACCUGGUUGAGCAAGAAGAAUUUCGAGAUUCCUUCCGAAAUUGUUCUAACCGAAGAAACGGGAACGAUUUGGAAGGACGAAGGAAACGUGUCAAGAUUCUACUUGCUUGUUGGAAUUGCAAUUGAGUCCUUGAGCAACCGAACACGACAGAUUGAGGAUGAGACGAUACAGAUGUCUGUAAAGUCACUGACAUGCUUACUCACAUCCGAAUGGUGUCAAAUGUACCUCAUGAGCGACAUUCCGGCAGCGGUCGAAAUUCUCAGCGUUCUUCACAGAGUCAUCUUAACACGAGACAACGCUGCGACCCAAAUUUUGUGCAUCGAGUGUGCAAGUGCUAUAAUUGAUGCUGCUCAACUUUCUAUGAGAAUCGUUUCAUCUCGAGAUAUUUCUAACGGAAAUGAUAUCAGCAGCAAUCGAAAUAUUCCCAACAAUUUGUUUGGAGGAAAUGAAGGCGGCGAGGAUGGUAAAAUUGUAACUCCAAAGGGACAGAAAUUGGAUAACUCCGAAAUUUCAACUAUCAGUUACGCAAUUCUUGAGUUGUGUGUCUGUAUUAUUUUCAAACAGAUGCCACAAGUCAAUGCAAACCAUCUCAAAACAAAUAGCGUGGCAGCGUUGCACCUUCGAAAAGUCGGAAGGAUGUCGGCGGAAAGCAUGCAUCUGGUUAUCAAAAGCAUGCAGAUUCUUAUUCAGGUUCCCGCCUUGUGCUCACCUCAAGCAAAAAUCACAAUUCUUCCCGUGAUUAUGUACCUUCUGGUGUCUUUCAUUAGGGAGUCUGCGAGAUUUGAUGAAACAGCUUGUGGGAGAAGCACAGGCAGUUUGAAUGCUGUGGCAACGUCUUCUAUUCAAUCGACUAGGGCAAUAUUAAGCCAGCCUCCGAAUGAUGGAACUUUGCCGCAGUGGAAAUCUAUAAUGAGAAAUACAUUCUAUUCAGUGGUUAAUUUGACAAACGAUGAAGAUGGGUCUGGAAAUCGUGUUUCACUUGAUAAAAGUGUGAUAAUGCUUGCUGCAGUUGUUUUUGCCACUUCUGCAUCGGUAGAUGUUGUACUUGGUCAUAGCGAUUCAUUCAAUAAAUUCAUAGUGCUUCUCAAAAGGCAUUUGCACUCGGAAUCUGUGCCGGUGGUUCUCAAAACCCUUCAAUCACUUACUUCGAUAUUCAGUCGAAAAGCAUUUGGUGGAAUUUUUGUGAAGCAUCUUGGCAAAGAGAUUAUGGCUGUUGUUAAAGGAUGUCUUGUUCGAAUUGACGAUGAAAAUGCUAAAAUUUCCGAGACCGACGUUGCCGUGAUUAAUGAAUGCGUAAAAGUGAUUGAGGUUCUAGCGAUUAAUGCUCAAGAAACGAAACGAACUCAGGUAAUUUGUCUUUUGGUGCAGACUUUGGUUCGGCUUUUGCGUGCCACUACGCAUCAAGAAUGGCGGCAGGCUGGACCGAUUGAGAAGAAGCUGCAUGAAAUGGCGAUUGGAAGACUAAAUGCUGCCGCUUCGUUAUGGCCAAUGGAAUUCAAACGGGUCAUUGAUUGGGAUGGCGAGCUUAAGAUGAAGCUUGAGAGUGCUAUGGCACUUCAGGCCACUCGCCACGCUCACCAAACCACUAAACUUAAAGCGACCGAGGCGGCGAAGACUGGUGCUCCUACUGUGGCGCAGCCAAAGAUCAAACUGACAAUGUUUGGUGCGGAAACUGCUUAA